Messenger RNA from Metopolophium dirhodum (rose-grain aphid), 2424 nucleotides. RefSeq names its product zinc finger MYM-type protein 1-like. Bases 1 to 2424 code for a protein of 807 amino acids. The transcript is spliced from 2 exons. The record is from RefSeq and is a predicted model, not a curated record. NCBI's taxonomy places the organism in Eukaryota, Metazoa, Arthropoda, Insecta, Hemiptera, Aphididae. Gene Ontology annotation, molecular function: protein dimerization activity.
AUGUCACAAAAAAAUCAAAAUUCUAUAACUUCUUUCUUUAAGAUACAGUCCAAACGAGAACUAUCGCCGUCUACUGUAUCAAGCGAGUUUAAAAAGUCGUCUAAAGUAAUGGAUUCCAAUGAACAAUCAUUAACUGUUCCAAAUAUUAACCCAUUGAGUUGUGAUUCCCAAUCAACCUCGCAAUUAACCAUUGAUACUGAUUAUAAUUGUCAUGAUAUUGGAUUUUAUAUUAAUCGAACAUUAACCGAAAAAGAAAUAGCUAUUGUAUUGACACAAAUUUGGGUUCCACAAAUAGAUUACAAAUUCCCAUCAAAGUCAUACAUUGUACAAAAUAAAACAAAACAUUUAAAAUUUCAAUAUUCCUGGCUUUUAAAAUUUCCUUGGCUGGCAUAUUCAGCUAAAGAAAACGGAGCUUACUGUAAAAUAUGUGUAAGUUUCUCUAAGUUUGAUGGACAUAAUUCUCAGGGAUUAGGUGCUUUAGUAAAAAAUAAAUAUAAUAACUGGAGAAAGGCAAUAGAAGAUUUCAAGGAACACUCAAAUCGGGAAUAUCAUAAAACUUGUGUAUGUAGCGCUGAUCAUUUUCUUGAAGUCCAAAAAAAUCCUUCUCAAUCUAUAAUUUCUAAAUUAGAAACAGGCAGAGUACAUCAAAUUGAAAAGAAUCGAAAGAAUAUAAUUCCAAUAAUUCAAACAAUUAUAUUAUGUGGUAAACAAAAUAUUUCUCUUAGAGGCCAUAGAGAUUCAGGGAAAAUAAUUAUUGAAGAAGCUGACGAUGUCGAUCUUGACAAAAAUGAAGGUAACUUCCGAGAAAUACUUCGAUAUAGAGCACAAGGAGAUCCAAACUUAAAAUCAUUUUUAGAAUCUUCCGGUAAUAUUAAGUAUAUAAGUCCUAUAAUUCAAAACGAUAUAAUAGAAUCUUGCAAUCAAAUUAUUUUAAAAAAAAUUGUCACACGAGUAAAUUCCCAAAAAUGUUUCACUAUUCUUGCCGAUGAAACAGCUGAUAUCUCUGGCAUAGAACGGAUUUCAUUAUGUGUAAGAUAUUUAAAUAUUGAAACUAAGGUACUUCAUGAAGAUUUUCUUCAAUUUGUCCCUACAAGAGACAUGACCGGUAUAGGUUUAGCAAACAUAAUUUUAAAUAGUUUACAUGCAUUUGGAAUUGAUUUGAAAUAUAUGAGGGGACAAGGAUACAAUGGUGCCUCUACAAUGUCUGGUGCAUUCGAUGGAGUUCAAGCGGUAAUUCGCAAAAGUUAUCCACUUGCCUUGUACAUUCAUUGCGCAGCUCAUGUGUUAAAUCUUUCUGUAUCUAAUUCCUGCUCAGUACAAGGAAUAAGAAAUUGUUUAGGGACAAUUUCAAAAACUAGAGAUUUUUUUAUAUAUCCAAAGCGUAAAGAUGUUUUAAAUAAUGCAAUUGAAAAAUUUGAAAGGUAUAAUAUUACAAAAAAAUCUUUAAAACGACUAUGCUCUACUCGGUGGAUAGAACGGUAUCAUGCUGUAAAUGAUCUUCUAGAACUUUUUGAGUGUAUUAUUAAAUCAUUGGACUUAAUUUCUAAUUGGGCGGAUUCAGACACAUCUACACAAGCGAGUAAUUUGCGUUCUUCUAUAUUACAAGGUGAAUUUAUUAUCUGUUUACAUAUUGUAGCUAAAGGAUUUGGUCUUGGACUGCCAUUAUCAAAACAAUUACAACGGAUAAAUAUAGAUUUAGUAGAAGCUAUGAGCCUUGCAGAAGAUACCUUAAAAGAACUUCAGACAUUACGAACAAAUGUAGAUAUUGAAUUUCAUGCUAUUUUUGAAGAUUCAAAAGGUUUAGCAAGUAAAUUUAAUGUAAAUAUAUCUAUGCCAAGAAUAACAGGCAGACAAAUAAAUAGAGUUAAUAUUGUCACUGAAUCACCAGAAACCUAUUUUCGAAUAAGCGUAUUUAAACCUUAUUUAGAUACAUUCAUCGAACAACUAAAAUCAAGAUUUAUCGACCACAAAAAUACAAUUGUAGAUUUUAAAUCGUUAAUAGCUGUUGAACAAAAUGAAACGACAUUUUUGAAGUUGGCAAAAACUUACACGACUGAUUUAAGUGAAUGUCAAGAUUCUAUUUUAUUAUCAGAAUAUAAACUAUGGCAAAGACGGUUAAAAAAUGUUGAGACUUGUAAUUUACCAAAAAACGCAAUGGAAGCAAUAAUACUAUGCAAUCAAGAAAUAUAUCCAAAUGUUUUUAAAUUGCUACAAAUAUUUGCAACAUUACCAGUUUCUUCAUCAUCGAAUGAGAGAACCUUUUCAAAUUUAAAAAGAAUAAAGACUUACUUACGAAACACGAUAUCUCAAAAGAGAUUAAAUGGUUUGGCUAUGUUAUCGAUUCACAGAAAUGAACAAAUUACUACUGAUGAUGUUUUGAAGGAAUUGAGCUUAAAAAAAAGGCGUCUUGAAUUUAUUAUUUAA